Messenger RNA from Dentiscutata heterogama, 1182 nucleotides. The record is from the annotation of a GenBank genome assembly. Lineage: Eukaryota; Fungi; Glomeromycota; Glomeromycetes; Diversisporales; Gigasporaceae.
CACCUCUUCCUUAUCCUCGAAAUAUAAUAUUAACAAGAGAUGUAAUAUUUGGUUAUGAAAUUCAUAAACCUGACGGGAUAUUCAUUUGUGCGCAAAAUGAUUGGGUUUAUUUAACAGCUAUAUGGAAAGGAUAUGGAUCAGAUUAUGAUGAUGCUACUGGGCUCAUUAAACAAUAUAGACGUCCAUUACAUCUACUUCUAUCAUCUAAUAAUAAUAUUGAUCCAAAUAAUAAAUGGCAACUUCUUUAUAUUCAUCGUUUGGAAGGCCCAAUAACACAUAUUUCAAGUUAUUAUCAUGAAAAUAUCCAUAUUACAUCAAAUUAUGGUUUUGAUGAAAAUAAUGCGUUAGCAGUAUUAUAUCAAAAACAAGAACAAGAAGAAAUUCAAUAUGUUUUGAGAUUAUACAAUAUAGGAAAUUUAAUUAUGCCUGGUACAACAAAAAUUAAAUCGUUUCAUGUAGAGGAAUCUUUGAUUUUAUAUUCAAGGUAUCCAGAUAAUGCCAAGUUUCGGACAAUUAAAAUACCUCGAAAUAUAUUUGAAAAUGGCAAGCGUCAAAAUGAAGUAUUAAUUAUAAAGUCUGGUGAAUCAGGACCAAUUCAAAGAAUCGCACGAGAAGAACCAUCGAAGAGAAAAUCUUUGGCAUAUCGUCGUGUGUAUGCUGCAUCUGGCGUUAUUCGUGUUAUGAAUGCAGAAAUAACAGCAGAUGAAGAAUCAUGGACUUUUCAAGUGACAGUUAUUCAUAAUUCUUCGUCCGUUGAUGAUUCCAGCUGGCGAAUUAAAAAAUUAAUUUCGUAUACUCAAAGUUCACCCAAGAGAACAGAAUACGAACAAUUUGAUUUUGGUAUAGCUCCCACACCACCUAUUGCAAUUCCAAAACCAAUUGUUGUGACAGCACGUAAUAUGACAACGAUAUGCAUUGCUUUGAAUGACAUUUUAUUCACCUUUGAUUAUAGUAAUGCGACAUCUACAUCAGAUUCUAAACAAGACUCUUAUAGUAAAGAAGCUUAUAUAGUUCGUAGUGAAUACUUACCACUUAUUGAAGAAUUGCCAUUUCAAGUUGUAGGGGCCGAGGUUAAUGCUAAUGGUAAUAUACUACUUCUUAUUACCCAGGAAAAUUACAUAUUAAUAUUUAAACGAGGACUUGCUGAUAUCCAUUUACCUUCAUCAACACGUUCAAGAAAAG